Peromyscus maniculatus bairdii (prairie deer mouse) is the source of this 8088-nucleotide messenger RNA. RefSeq names its product notch receptor 3 (gene Notch3). Gene Ontology annotation, molecular function: signaling receptor activity; calcium ion binding; protein binding. Gene Ontology annotation, cellular component: cell surface; signaling receptor complex; plasma membrane. Gene Ontology annotation, biological process: regulation of developmental process; multicellular organism development; Notch signaling pathway. The record is from RefSeq and is a predicted model, not a curated record. Lineage: Eukaryota; Metazoa; Chordata; Mammalia; Rodentia; Cricetidae.
ACUUCGGCGAAGUUGGCGGCGCGGAGGCUGGCCGGGGACGCGCCCGGAGCCCUGGGAAAGAGGGAGGAGGGAGGAGGGAGGAGGGAGGGUCGCGGCCGCCAUGGGGCCGGGGGCCCGGGGCCGCCGCCGCCGUCGUCGCUUGAUGGCCCUGCCACCGCCACCACCGCCCAUGCGGGCGCUGCCCCUGCUGUUGCUGCUAGCGGGGCCGGGGGCUGCAGCUCCCCCUUGCCUGGACGGAAGCCCGUGUGCAAAUGGAGGUCGGUGCACCCAGCAGCCCUCCCGGGAGGCUGCCUGCCUGUGCCUGCCAGGCUGGGUGGGUGAGCGGUGCCAGCUGGAAGAUCCUUGCCACUCAGGCCCCUGUGCUGGGCGUGGCGUCUGCCAGAGUUCGGUGGUGGCGGGCACUGCCCGGUUCUCCUGUCGUUGUCCCCGUGGCUUCCGAGGCCCAGACUGCUCCCUGCCAGACCCCUGCCUCAGCAGCCCCUGUGCGCACGGUGCCCGCUGCUCAGUGGGGUCGGACGGCCGCUUCGUCUGUUCCUGUCCGCCGGGCUACCAGGGUCGCAGCUGCCGGGGUGACGUAGAUGAGUGCCGAGCGGGUGGGCCCUGCCGCCACGGCGGUACCUGCCUCAACACUCCUGGCUCCUUCCGCUGCCUGUGCCCACUUGGCUACACAGGGCUGCUGUGUGAGAACCCUAUGGUGCCCUGUGCCCCUUCCCCAUGUCGGAACGGUGGCACCUGUAGGCAGAGUAGUGAUACCACCUAUGACUGUGCUUGCCUUCCUGGCUUCGAGGGCCAGAACUGCGAAGUCAACGUGGAUGACUGUCCUGGACAUCGGUGCCUCAAUGGGGGAACGUGCGUGGACGGUGUCAACACUUACAACUGCCAGUGCCCUCCUGAGUGGACAGGCCAGUUCUGCACAGAGGAUGUGGAUGAGUGUCAGCUGCAGCCCAAUGCCUGCCACAAUGGGGGCACCUGCUUCAACCUGCUGGGUGGCCACAGCUGUGUGUGCGUCAACGGCUGGACGGGCGAGAGCUGCAGUCAGAACAUCGAUGACUGUGCCACAGCCGUGUGCUUCCACGGGGCUACCUGCCAUGACCGUGUAGCCUCGUUCUAUUGUGCCUGCCCCAUGGGCAAGACAGGCCUCUUGUGUCAUCUGGAUGAUGCCUGUGUCAGCAAUCCCUGCCAUGAGGAUGCUAUCUGUGACACAAACCCCGUGAGCGGCCGGGCCAUCUGCACCUGUCCGCCUGGCUUCACCGGAGGGGCGUGUGACCAGGAUGUGGACGAGUGCUCCAUUGGUGCCAAUCCCUGCGAACAUUUGGGCCGGUGUGUGAACACACAGGGCUCGUUCCUGUGUCAAUGCGGCCGUGGCUACACUGGACCUCGAUGUGAGACGGAUGUCAAUGAGUGUCUGUCUGGGCCCUGUCGCAACCAGGCCACGUGUCUUGACCGAAUUGGCCAGUUCACCUGCAUCUGCAUGGCAGGCUUCACGGGGACCUACUGUGAGGUGGACAUCGAUGAAUGUCAGAGCAGUCCAUGUGUCAAUGGUGGUGUCUGCAAGGAUCGAGUCAAUGGCUUCAGCUGCACCUGCCCCUCAGGAUUCAGUGGGUCCAUGUGUCAGCUGGACGUGGAUGAAUGUGCAAGCACUCCUUGCCGGAAUGGUGCCAAGUGUGUGGACCAGCCCGAUGGCUAUGAGUGUCGCUGUGCAGAGGGCUUUGAGGGCACUCUCUGUGAGCGAAACGUGGACGACUGCUCUCCGGACCCCUGCCACCAUGGGCGCUGUGUCGAUGGCAUUGCUAGCUUCUCGUGUGCGUGUGCCCCGGGCUACACGGGCACACGCUGCGAGAGCCAGGUGGAUGAGUGCCGCAGCCAGCCCUGCCGCUACGGGGGCAAAUGUCUAGACUUGGUGGACAAGUACCUCUGCCGCUGUCCUCCCGGAACCACAGGUGUGAACUGCGAAGUCAACAUUGAUGAUUGUGCCAGCAACCCCUGUACCUUUGGAGUCUGCCAUGACGGCAUCAACCGCUACGAUUGCAUCUGUCAGCCUGGCUUCACAGGGCCCCUCUGCAAUGUGGAGAUCAACGAGUGUGCGUCCAGCCCGUGCGGAGAGGGCGGCUCCUGUGUGGACGGGGAAAAUGGAUUCCGUUGCCUCUGUCCGCCCGGCUCCCUGCCUCCUCUCUGCCUGCCUGCGAAUCAUCCUUGUGCCCACAAGCCCUGCAGCCACGGAGUCUGCCAUGACGCCUCUGGCGGGUUCCGCUGUGUGUGUGAGCCCGGUUGGAGUGGCCCCCGCUGCAGCCAGAGCCUGGCUCCAGAUGCCUGUGAGUCCCAGCCCUGCCAGGCUGGUGGUACCUGCACCAGUGAUGGACUAGGCUUCCACUGCACCUGUCCCCCUGGAUUCCAGGGCCGCCAGUGUGAGGUGCUGUCCCCCUGCACUCCAAGCCUCUGUGAGCAUGGAGGCCACUGUGAGUCUGACCCUGGCCAGCCGACUGUCUGUUCCUGUCCCCCCGGCUGGCAAGGCUCACGAUGCCAGCAGGAUGUGGAUGAGUGUGCCAGUGCCUCACCCUGCGGCCCCCAUGGCACCUGCACCAACCUUCCUGGGAGCUUCAGGUGCAUCUGCCAUGGGGGAUACACUGGCCCUUUCUGUGAUCAGGACAUUGACGACUGUGCCCCCAACCCGUGCCUCAAUGGCGGUUCCUGCCAGGACGGCGUGGGCUCCUUUUCCUGCUCCUGCCUCACUGGCUUUGCUGGCCCUACCUGUGCCCUGGACGUGGAUGAGUGUCUGAGCAGCCCCUGUGGCCCUGGCACCUGUACUGACCACGUGGCCUCCUUCACCUGUACCUGUCCACCUGGCUACGGAGGCUUCCACUGUGAGAAUGACCUGCCGGACUGCAGCCCCAGUUCCUGCUUCAACGGAGGGACCUGUGUGGACGGCGUGAACUCCUUCAGCUGUCUCUGUCGCCCGGGCUACAAAGGCACCCACUGCCAAUAUGAGGCUGACCCCUGCCUCUCCCGGCCCUGUCUGCAUGGGGGCAUCUGCAGCCCCACCCACCCGGGGUUUCAGUGCACCUGCCGGGAGGGCUUCACUGGGAGUCACUGUCAGAAUCUGGUGGACUGGUGCAGCCAGUCACCCUGCCAGAAUGGGGGUCGCUGUGUCCAGACUGGGGCCUACUGCCUUUGUCCCCCUGGAUGGAGUGGCCGCCUGUGUGACAUACAGAGUCUACCCUGCAAGGAGGCUGCAGCCCAGAUGGGGGUGCUGUCGGAGCAGCUGUGUCAGGCAGGUGGACAGUGUGUAGACAAGGACCACUCCCACUACUGUGUGUGUCCAGAGGGCCGCACCGGGAGUCACUGUGAGCAGGAAGUGGACCCCUGCACAGCCCAGCCCUGCCACCAUGGGGGCACCUGCCGUGGUUACAUGGGGGGCUAUGUGUGUGAGUGUCCUGCCGGCUAUUCUGGUGACAGCUGUGAGGACGAUGUGGAUGAGUGUGCCUCCCAGCCCUGCCAGCAUGGAGGCUCCUGUAUUGACCUUGUGGCCCGAUAUCUCUGUUCCUGUCCCCCUGGCACACUCGGAGUGCUCUGUGAGAUCAAUGAGGAUGACUGUGGCCCAGGCUCAUCAUCCUUGGACUCAGGCCUCCGGUGCCUACACAAUGGCACCUGUGUGGACCUGGUGGGUGGCUUCCGCUGUAACUGUCCCCCGGGAUACACGGGUCUGCACUGUGAGGCAGACAUCAAUGAGUGCCGCCCAGGUGCCUGCCACGCAGCACACACCCGGGACUGCCUACAAGAUCCAGGUGGGCACUUCCGCUGCCUCUGCCAUCCCGGCUUCACAGGGCCUCGAUGUCAGACUGCCCUGUCCCCUUGUGAGUCCCAGCCCUGUCAGCAUGGAGGCCAGUGCCGUCCCAGCUCAGGCCCUGGAGGUGGGCUGACCUUCACCUGUCACUGUGUCCAGCCGUUCUGGGGCCUGCGUUGUGAGAGGGUGGCGCGCUCCUGCCGAGAGCUGAAGUGCCCGGUGGGUAUCCCAUGCCAGCAGACCGCUCGCGGGCCGCGCUGUGCUUGUCCUCCCGGGCUGUCCGGGCCCUUCUGCCGGGUCUCUAGGGCGUCGCCCUCAGGAGCAACUAACGCCAGCUGCGCAGCUGCCCCGUGUCUGCAUGGGGGCUCAUGCCUGCCGGUACAGAUCGUCCCUUUCUUCCGCUGUGUAUGCGCGCCGGGCUGGGCUGGCCCGCGUUGCGAGACCCCUUCCACAGCUCCUGAGGUCCCCGAGGAGCCACGGUGCCCGAGAGCCGCCUGUCAGGCCAAGCGAGGGGACCAGAACUGCGAUCGCGAAUGCAACAGCCCGGGCUGUGGCUGGGACGGCGGCGACUGCUCGCUGAGCGUGGACGACCCCUGGCGGCAGUGUGAGGCACUGCAGUGCUGGCGCCUCUUCAACAACAGCCGGUGUGACCCAGCCUGCAGCUCUCCAGCCUGCCUCUAUGACAACUUCGACUGCUACGCUGGUGGCCGCGAACGCACCUGCAACCCGGUGUAUGAGAAGUACUGCGCCGACCACUUUGCAGAUGGCCGCUGUGACCAGGGCUGCAACACUGAGGAGUGUGGUUGGGAUGGGCUGGACUGCGCCAGCGAGGUCCCGGCCCUUCUGGCCCGAGGGGUUCUGGUCCUCACGGUUCUUCUGCCCCCUGAAGAGCUGCUGCGUUCCAGCGCCGAUUUCCUGCAGCGACUCAGCGCUAUUCUGCGCACCUCACUGCGCUUCCGCCUGGAUGCGCGGGGCCAGGCCAUGGUCUUCCCCUACCACCGGCCGAGCCCUGGCUCUGAAUCCCGGGUCCGGCGUGAGCUGGGUCCCGAGGUGAUCGGCUCUGUAGUGAUGCUGGAGAUUGACAAUCGGCUCUGCCUGCAGUCACCCGAGAAUGACCACUGCUUCCCAGAUGCCCAGAGCGCCGCUGACUACCUGGGAGCCUUGUCAGCAGUAGAGCGACUUGAUUUCCCCUACCCACUGCGGGACGUUCGAGGAGAGCCGCUGGAGCCUCCGGAGCAGAGCGUGCCCCUGCUGCCGCUGCUGGUGGCCGGGGCCGUCUUUCUGCUGGUCAUCUUCAUCCUGGGUGUCAUGGUGGCCAGGCGCAAGCGUGAACACAGCACCCUCUGGUUCCCUGAGGGUUUUGCACUACACAAGGACAUAGCAGCUGGCCACAAGGGCCGGAGGGAGCCCGUGGGACAAGAUGCAUUGGGCAUGAAGAACAUGGCCAAAAGCGAGAGUCUGAUGGGGGAGAUGGCCACUGACUGGAUGGACUCAGAGUGCCCAGAGGCCAAGAGACUGAAGGUAGAAGAGCCAAGCAUGGGGGCUGAGGAGCCUGUGGAUUGUCGCCAAUGGACCCAACACCACCUGGUUGCCGCUGAUAUCCGUGUGGCACCGGCCAUGGCACUGACUCCCCCCCAGGGUGACGCAGAUGCUGAUGGCAUGGAUGUCAACGUUCGUGGCCCCGAUGGCUUCACACCACUUAUGCUGGCCUCCUUCUGCGGGGGAGCCCUGGAGCCGAUGCCGGCUGAGGAGGAUGAGGCGGAUGACACAUCAGCCAGCAUCAUAUCAGACCUGAUCUGCCAGGGGGCCCAGCUCGGAGCACGAACUGACCGCACUGGCGAGACCGCCCUGCAUUUGGCUGCCCGCUAUGCCCGCGCGGAUGCAGCCAAGCGGCUGCUGGACGCUGGCGCGGACACCAACGCCCAGGACCAUUCGGGCCGCACCCCUCUGCACACGGCGGUGACAGCAGAUGCCCAGGGUGUUUUCCAGAUUCUCAUCAGGAACCGCUCCACUGACCUGGAUGCCCGCAUGGCAGAUGGCUCUACGGCACUGAUCUUGGCGGCCCGCCUGGCGGUGGAGGGCAUGGUGGAAGAGCUCAUUGCCAGCCACGCCGAUGUCAAUGCUGUGGAUGAGCUGGGGAAAUCAGCCCUACACUGGGCUGCAGCCGUGAACAACGUGGAGGCCACCUUGGCUCUCCUGAAAAAUGGAGCCAACAAGGACAUGCAGGACAGCAAGGAGGAGACUCCACUGUUCUUGGCUGCUCGUGAGGGCAGCUUUGAGGCUGCCAAGUUGCUGCUGGACCAUUUUGCCAACCGGGAGAUCACAGAUCACCUGGACAGGCUGCCCCGGGAUGUGGCCCAGGAGCGGCUGCAUCAGGACAUUGUGCGGUUGCUGGACCAGCCCAGUGGCCCCCGCAGUCCCCCCGGCCCCCAUGGCUUGGGGCCCCUGCUCUGCCCACCAGGGGCCUUCCUUCCUGGGCUCAAGGCAGUGCAGUCUGGGACCAAGAAGAGCAGGAGGCAGCCUGGCAAGACGGGGCUGGGGCCACAGGGAACCCGGGGUCGGGGCAAGAAGCUGACACUGGCCUGCCCGGGCCCCCUGGCAGACAGCUCUGUCACACUGUCGCCUGUGGACUCGCUGGACUCCCCAAGGCCUUUCGGUGGGCCCCCUGCUUCCCCUGGAGGCUUCCCCCUGGAGGGUCCCUAUGCCACCACGGCUACUGCGGUGUCCUUGGCACAGCUUGGUGCAAGUCGGGCGGGCCCUUUGGGGCGCCAGCCUCCCGGGGGCUGCGUGCUCAGCCUGGGUCUCCUCAACCCUGUGGCUGUCCCCCUCGACUGGGCCCGGGUGCCUCCACCUGCCCCACCAGGAACCUCAUUCCUGUUGCCCCUGGCUCCGGGACCCCAGCUACUCAACUCGGGAACCCCAGUUUCUCCCCAGGAGCGGCCGCCACCCUACCUGGCUGCCCCAGGACACGGAGAGGAAUACCCUGCAGCGGGGACCCGCAGCAGCCCCACAAAAGCCCGCUUCCUGCGGGUUCCCAGCGAGCAUCCUUAUUUGACCCCAUCUCCCGAGUCCCCAGAGCACUGGGCCAGCCCAUCCCCUCCCUCCCUCUCAGACUGGUCCGACUCUACGCCUAGCCCAGCGACUACGGCUGGUGCCACAGCGGCUGGAGCGCUACCUGCUCAGCCACACCCCAUAUCUGUUCCCUCCCUCCCUCAGGCCCAGACACAGCUGGGGCCCCAGCCAGAAGUCCCCCCUAAGAGGCAAGUGAUGGCCUAAGUUCUUGGAUCUUUGCGGGGGCGGGGGUGUUGAAGUGACAUCCCUCCCUGGCUUCUCUCUCUCUCCCUUUUAAUUUUAUUUUCAUCCCUUUCUCUGUACCAGCCUUCCUGCACCUCUCUGUCUCAUAGUGUGACCAAGCUGGUCACCAGCCCAGACCCCCAGUCUUCCUUUAUUUAUAAUGGGUAGGGGCUGACUUCCCACCAUCUCGGCCCUUUAAGGUAAGGGGUCUGGGACUUAACCCCUCACCCUGCCUCCAUUCCCUGUCCUCCUUUUUUUUUUUUUUUUUGCCUCUUCUUGCUCCUCAUUUUCUCACACUGGCAUGAGUGAGUUAUUUUUUUCUUUUUUACAUUUUGUAUAGAGACAAAUUCAUUUAAACAAACUUAUUAUUAUUAUUAUUUUUUACAAAAUAUAUAUAUGGAGAUGCUCCCUUCCCCCGCUGCAAAUCCCUCCAGCGCCCCCGUGGGGCUGAGUCUGUGGGCCCAUUCGGCCAAUCCGGACUCUGUGUACCGAGUACACAGACAAGACUAGGGUCCCGUGUACUGAGUAUGCGGCCCUGGUAUGUACCAAGUAGCCAGCCUUGGGCACACCCUCCCCUGGGGUCAGGGGACACUUGGGAGCCUCCUUCCUCUCCCUAUCCUCCUUCCUCACUUCACUGCAUUCCAGAUAAAACUUGUAGACUCACUGGGAAAGGGGUCUUUCCCACCAAAGCCCCCACUAGGGCCCCCCCUCCCAGAGCCUGGCUCACCUUUUAGGGCCGGGGGCGGGGUCAGGGGAGAUGUAUUUCGUAUGCAUUCCACUUCUAAUUGUAAAUACAGGGCUGAAGGUGGGGAUGCGGUACCUGAGGGAGUGACACCCCCUCUUCCUGGUAUCCCCUUGGCUCAGCCUCACUGCCUAAUAGAAAUGUUUUUAGGCUAUUUUUAUAAUAUGGCACUUGGUCACCGGCCGUUGUAGCUGAAAUCCCAGGUCUCGCAUUGUACAACCCUCACCUCCCCAGUUCCCUUACCACCUAAUAAAGAAAUAGUUAACACCCA